Messenger RNA from Limanda limanda (common dab), 1763 nucleotides. Its product is annotated as tetraspanin-8-like. The transcript has 9 exons. Gene Ontology annotation, cellular component: membrane. Bases 98 to 874 code for a protein of 258 amino acids. Lineage: Eukaryota; Metazoa; Chordata; Actinopteri; Pleuronectiformes; Pleuronectidae. The record is from RefSeq and is a predicted model, not a curated record.
GCCGCCCCCUCGUCACUCUGCUUUGAGCUUCUGACACGAGACGUGAGGACCAGCUGCUCUUCAUCUGAUCUUCUGUGAACUUCCUUCCUGCGUGAACAUGGCGCAAAUCAACACCUGCAUCAAAGUGACCUUCACUGUGUUCAACAUCAUCUUCGCAAUCUUUGGGGCCUUGAUCCUCCUGCUGCCUCUGCUCUGUCAGGUCUACAUCAGAGAAGACAUUGAGAAUCGCACCACCGGCCUGGUAGUCCUGUAUGUGGUGGGAGGCGUCACCCUGGUCAUCGGCGUCCUGGGAGCGUACGGUGCCCACAGGGAGAAAAAAGUGUGCCUGAUCCUCUUCCUGGUGUGUAUGGUGAUGGGAAGUCUGAUGAUGCUGAGAAUUGGAAUCGUCACUGCUUUUGUCCGACCGAAGUUGACAGGUAUCGUGACGGAGCAGUUCCGUGCCCUGCUGCCGCUCGACACAUCCACGGAGGAGGUGAAGAGCGUGGCCGACGGCAUCCAGUCACAGCUGCAUUGCUGCGGCCUCUUCAGCUACACGGACUGGGAGGGCAACAUGCCUGAGUCAUGCGAGUGCACCAGCGAGGAAGUGGAGGAGGGCGUCUGUCAGAGCGUCGAGUACAUGAGCCUCUUCCAGAGGAAGCAGAUCUACAGCCAGCCCUGCUUUCCCAUCCUCAUGAAGUUCUUCCUCAUCGUCGCUGACAUCACCAUCGGCAUCUUCUUCAGUCUGGCUACGCUGGCGCUGCUCGGUAUGAUCCUGUCGUCCAUCAUGAUCCACCAGCUGCGUCACCCCACCCAAGCCACCGUCCUGAUGGUUCCCAGCAUCUUCACCACUGGGCUGCCAAAGUACCAGGAGCUGCAGAACUCUCCGAACUACUAGAGGAGCAGCGCUGCCCUCUGCUGUCAGCCUGUGGUAAAGGUCUGAAAGUCUGAGGAGCUCCAUUCAAACCUUUAACGUGAUUGUUAAAAAAGACGCUGAAUGAAAAAUAUUUGCAUUGGAUGAUUCUUCUGUUUUCUGUCAGAAUCUCUUUUUUAAGGAUGUUUGUUGAAGUUUUUCAAAUUUUUCUAAUGAUCAGAAGAGUUUUCCGGUUAGAAAAUGUACUUGCGUCAGGAGAUAACGGAGAAAAUGUUUCAGUGAGACUCAAAAUCCUGACAUUAACAUCUCAGUUCUGCAGAUUUAAAUUAAGAUGUUAUUAAUUAAUUCAAUUCUGACCUUUUUUUUUUCUCAAUAUUUUAAUUUUUUUAGUUUGUGAAAAGUUAUUUUUUCUUGUGAUUGUGUAGAAAAACAAGAACAGAUUCUUCUCUAAAAUCCUUUUUUUUUUUUAUCACUUUACACAAACAACUUUUACACUGAAAACCAAAUGUUCUUUAAUCCACUGUUUGCUUAUAGUUUUUUUAGUUCAGGAAAAGCAGAUGUCUGACAAAAGUGCACUUAACUCUGUUUGCACAAAUAGAAUUGUUUGAAGAAUCAUUUUUCCUUUCGACUGUGAAUGGUUUGAAAUCGUACUUUAUUUCUAUUUUUAAAAUAUUUUUGAUAUUCUACACUUUGUAUUGAAUGUGACUGGGUCUGUUCUUUGUGUUACUGUCGUCCUCUUAAUAAAAAACAUCUUUUAUGACCCACAUCUUCCUGUUAGUGUAAAGUGUUGUGAAAGGGAAGAAGUCACUUUACAGGUUUUAACUUCAAGAAAAAUUGAAGAAAAGCUAAAUUGUUUUUCAUCUGUUUCAUGUUUGAUGUUGAAAAGAUUACAAAUAAAACUUAAGACAGGAAA